Messenger RNA from Eucalyptus grandis, 1378 nucleotides. Its product is annotated as protein IQ-DOMAIN 14. The transcript has 3 exons. Gene Ontology annotation, molecular function: protein binding. Bases 275 to 1348 code for a protein of 357 amino acids. The record is from RefSeq and is a predicted model, not a curated record. NCBI's taxonomy places the organism in Eukaryota, Viridiplantae, Streptophyta, Magnoliopsida, Myrtales, Myrtaceae.
GAGAAAUUCUCUGACACUCGUUUCCUCCUCCAAUUUUUCCCAUUUCUCAAAAACAAUGGUGCUUUCUUUUAUAGAUUUUCAUCGCCACUUUCCGCAACAGGGAAAGAAACCCAAGAUUUUCUAUUGACAGCAACUUGGAUUCCAAUAAUUUCUGUCAAAAUUUUCUAUCCAGACCCUUUUUGGUUGAGUGGUUCACUCCAAAAGCCCUUGUUUUUACAGCGUUGCAGCAACCUCCUUCUUGGGCUUAUACACAAAUCUUCAAAGGCACUUAAACAUGGGCAGAGCAACGAGGUGGAUUAAGGGCCUGUUUGGCAUCAAGAAGGACAGAGAAGAGGUGGACAGCAACGACAACAGCAACAGCAAGAGACAGUUGAGCAAUUCAAGCGGGCUGUGCAACAACCCCGCCACCAUCCCGCCCAACAUAUCUGCGGCCGAGUCCGCCUGGUUGAGGUCCUGCAGUUGCACCGAUGAGGCAGAGAAGGAGCAGAACAAGCGUGUCAUUGCGGUGGCUGCUGCCACAGCCGCCGCUGCGGACGCGGCAGGGGCGGCCGCACAGGCGGCCGCAGCGGUCAUCAGGCUGACGAGCCACGGGAGGGGCGCCAUGCUCGGCAGGCAGGAGCACGCUGCGGUGAAGAUCCAGACGGUUUUCAGGGGAUUCCUGGCGAGGAAAGCGCUGAGGGCGCUGAAGGGGCUGGUGAAGCUGCAGGCGCGCGUGAGAGGGUACCUGGUGAGGAAGCAAGCGGCCGCGACGCUCCACAGCUUCGAGGCUCUCAUGAGAGCUCAAGCCAGCGCUCGCUUGCGGAGAUCGGCUCGCGGCCGCAGCCGGGGCGGAGGAGGAGGAGGAGGAGACGACGGCACGGCGACCCGCGAUCCCACGGAAAGAUACGAUGACAAGACGAGGAACGCGCACGCGCGCACACGCGCCGCCGUAGCUCACAACAGAAAGCUCUCCGCCUCCGCCGCCGACUCCCCGACACUCCGCCCCGCCAUUGAGGACACCUCCAGGAUCGUCGAGGUCGACGACGGAGCCACGCCCUUUUCAAGCUCGGGAAACACCCUCCCACGCCGGGCUCCGGCGGGGCGCUUCCAGAGCUCCGACUGGCUCGACGACCCCGGGCCUUGCACGACUCCGGCGAGCACGCCCCGGUCGAUGAACACGCCCGCGAGGAGCGACGCCGGCGGCUGCCUCUUCCGGCGGCGCGACGGCCGCGGCCUCCUCCUGGCCCCGAGCUACAUGUCGGGCACGCAGUCGUCCAAGGCGAAGCUGAGGUCGCAGAGCACGCCGAAGCAGAGGGUCGAGGCGGGGAGGCGCCGACGAGGAGGAGGGUGUCGCUGCAGGAGGCGAUGAUGGAGUUCGAGCGGUCGAGGAGCAGCUUGA